Vicia villosa (hairy vetch) is the source of this 1342-nucleotide messenger RNA. Its product is annotated as probable xyloglucan endotransglucosylase/hydrolase protein 32. The transcript is spliced from 3 exons. The record is from RefSeq and is a predicted model, not a curated record. NCBI's taxonomy places the organism in Eukaryota, Viridiplantae, Streptophyta, Magnoliopsida, Fabales, Fabaceae. Gene Ontology annotation, biological process: cell wall biogenesis; xyloglucan metabolic process. Gene Ontology annotation, molecular function: xyloglucan:xyloglucosyl transferase activity; hydrolase activity, hydrolyzing O-glycosyl compounds. The coding region runs from base 104 to 985 and encodes 293 amino acids. Gene Ontology annotation, cellular component: cell wall; apoplast.
CCAUACACUUCUUCCAUAUGCCCCAUACUUUGAUCAUCACUUUCCCUCCACAGCAAAAAUCAUUCUCCUUUCUGCUCAAACUUUAUCACACACCUUUUUCCUCAUGGCUCUCUUUCUCUUUGCUAUUUUAAUCUUAAUGCCAUCUUAUACCAAUGCUUAUUGGCCACCUUCACCUGGUUACUGGCCAAGUUCAAAGUUCCAGUCUAUGAGCUUUUAUAAAGGUUUUAGAAAUCUUUGGGGACCUCAGCACCAAAGACUAGAACAAAAUGGAUUGACAAUUUGGCUUGAUAGAAACUCGGGAAGUGGAUUCAAAUCGGUUCGGCCGUUCCGAUCCGGGUAUUUCGGUGCUUCCAUUAAGCUUCAACCUGGUUAUACUGCAGGAGUCAUAACUGCUUUCUAUCUAUCAAACAAUGAAGCACAUCCGGGUUACCAUGAUGAAGUGGACAUUGAGUUUCUAGGGACAACAUUUGGAAAGCCUUAUACUUUGCAAACGAAUGUUUAUAUAAGAGGGAGUGGUGAUGGGAAAAUUAUAGGUAGAGAAGUCAAGUUUCAUCUUUGGUUUGAUCCUACCAAAGGUUUUCAUCACUAUGCUAUACUUUGGAGUCCUAAGGAAAUAAUAUUCCUAGUGGAUGAUGUGCCUAUAAGGAGGUACCCUCGGAAGAGUGACACAACAUUUCCAAUAAGACCAAUGUGGCUUUAUGGUUCAAUUUGGGAUGCUUCAUCAUGGGCAACAGAAGAUGGAAAAUACAAAGCUGAUUACAAGUAUCAACCAUUUGUGGCACACUAUACAAACUUCAAAGCUAGUGGUUGCACAGCUUAUGCACCUCGGUGGUGUCGGCCGGUUUCGGCUUCGCCGUAUGGUUCUGGUGGAUUGAACUCACAGCAGAAUAAUGCAAUGAGAUGGGUGCAAAGGUAUCAUAUGGUUUAUAAUUAUUGUCAAGACUCAAAAAGAGAUCAUAGAUUAACACCUGAAUGUUGGGGUUGAAGAUUAUAUUUUUUGCAAUUUUUGGGGGUGUCCCAAAAAAACAAAAAUACUGUUGUCUUGUGAUCUUUUUUGUUUGCUUGUUUGGGAAAAGUUUUCUUUUUUACUUUGUGGGGGUGAUUUGAGGUGGGGGCCCUCUCUAUUGUGUGGUUUUUUUUGGCUCUGUUACAUUUAUUUUAUUUGGUGUAUACUGCAUCAAAUGGGAAAAAAAUAGAAGGGAGGAGAGAGAAAGGAAUAAUGUUAGUGAAUGUCCAAGAAAAGCAAAGUGGACAAUUAUGUAUGGGUUGGUAAAUGUGGCACUGUUGAGUGCAAAUAUUAUAAGCAUACUCUAAAUUUUAUAACGUUAUUGUCCUUUUACAA